Molecule: messenger RNA, 1062 nt
Organism: Lizanozyma spartinae
Lineage: Eukaryota; Fungi; Ascomycota; Pichiomycetes; Serinales; Debaryomycetaceae
Exons: 1
Coding region: 1-1062 (353 amino acids)
Biological process (GO): RNA methylation
Cellular component (GO): mitochondrion
Molecular function (GO): rRNA (uridine-2'-O-ribose)-methyltransferase activity
Source: RefSeq, a predicted model, not a curated record
AUGAACAUUAUACGAAGGCUCUUUUCUAAGACCUCAAUCGCCUUUGCUAAGACUCUGGAAGAGCAGGUAGCAAAGUACUCACCAGGUAAAAAGGGCUCCCGUAGAGAACGAAUAGAACUCAGUAAUUUGAGAUCUCAAAACAAACUAUACCUUUUAGAUAAUGAAUUCAAUAUCUUUAACGACAAGGUAACUAAAGUCCUUGAUCUUGGAUACGUUCCUGGAAAUUGGUCCCAAGUGGCCAAGAUGCAAAUGUCGCAAGUACAUCAAUUGACUGAAUCUACAUUCAAUGAUAAAUGUCAUAUUUUAGGCUUUGAUAGCUUAUUUGCAGAGCCUAUUCCCAAUGUCUCCACUAUUCAAGGGAAUAUCUAUUCCAAAAGGUCUCAGUCACUCAUUAUAGAGCAUUUUCAAGAUAUCUCCUUGAGAGAAUUGGAACAAAGGAAACUUAUCAAGUCAUUAAGGGAUCAUUCUGCUACACAACAGGAUACUUACUAUACUAGUGAAAGAUUGGAUGAGAUCAUCAACGAAACCCAAUGGAAUAUCAACCUUAGUAAUAAUUACAACAACAAUAUCUGCAAGGAUAUCGACAUCUUGAAUGAUAAGUUACUGCAUUUAUCAUUGAAUGAAUACUCCUUUAAAGUAUCACGAGAUGACAUAAUCAAGUAUUUAGACUACAAACCUCAAGUGAUUUUGUCAGAUCUUAGUACACCAUCUCUACAAACGAAAGGGUUCUACGUGAAUACUUAUUCCAGACCGUAUAUCUCCAUGAAUACUCUGGAAUCAAUGAAUAAACCAAUUGUUGAUCCUCAGAACGCUGCGUUCGAUCUAGCAGAUGGUUCGUUAUUGCUUGCAUGUAAGCUCUUGAGAUCCUCAGGAACAUUUGUGUUGCGACUUUGUCGUAUCAACCCGAACGACACCCAAUUGGAGUUGUUGGAACUGAGACUACUCAAGGUCUUUAAUGAUAUAAAAAUAUGGGGGAACUAUAAUAAUCGGUUGAGCGAGCUAUUCUUUGUUUGUAGGGAUAAGAAGAAUGACAAUCAGUUUGAUAUUAAGAAUGUUUUUUGA